Nakaseomyces glabratus is the source of this 2241-nucleotide messenger RNA. RefSeq names its product carnitine O-acetyltransferase YAT1 (gene YAT1). Gene Ontology annotation, cellular component: mitochondrion. Gene Ontology annotation, biological process: carnitine metabolic process. The record is from RefSeq and is a predicted model, not a curated record. Gene Ontology annotation, molecular function: carnitine O-acetyltransferase activity. Lineage: Eukaryota; Fungi; Ascomycota; Saccharomycetes; Saccharomycetales; Saccharomycetaceae.
AUGAGCGAACUUACCGCUGUGAAGAGUCGGAGCGAUCCAGCGCUGGAAGCCACAAAGGAGAGCAAGUUGCUGAAGAGGCUGCCUAUCCCGCCGCUGGAGGAUACUUUGAAGAGGUACUUGGACCGUGUGCAGCCUUUGCAGGAUGAAAAACAGUUCAAACGGACAAAGAGGACUGUGAUGUCAGCAGAGAAUCUCGAUGUCAUGAGGACUUUGCAAGAGAAACUUUUGCAAUAUGACCAGGAGUUGGCCAACGAAACCCCAGAAUCGUCAUACAUUGAGCAAUUUUGGUACGAUUCGUACUUACUAUAUGACCAGAGUGUGGUCCUGAACGUUAAUCCUUACUUCCAACUGGAGGACGAUCCAACUAUAUUGAAAGAUGUACAAAGGGACUCUCAAUACUCAGGUCCCUACGGUAAAUACACACUACAAAUAAAGAGAUGUGCAAAACUUGUCACCUCUAUCCUGAAGUUUAUCAAACAAGUAAGACACGGUACAUUAGCUGAGGAUAAAAUUAGAACUACUCCAUUAUCAAUGGAUCAGUACAAAAAAUUAUUUGGCUCUAGUAGAAUUCCACCUGGACCAGGUGAGGAAUCGUGCCAUUUACAAACCGACCCAACCUCGCACCAUAUUAUGGUGAUGUACAAAUCCCAAUUUUACUGGUUUGAUGUUUUAGAUAUCAAUAACUUCCCGAUUUUCCAAGCGCCUGAAGAACUCGAAUGGAAUCUGUACUCAAUUAUUAUGGAUACUGAAAGACAUAUCGGUGAUCACUUACAAAGUAGGGACGAAUUUAUCCGUUAUCUUGUACCUAUGGGAGUCUUUACUACUGAAUCAAGAAGAGUGUGGUCAAAUAUUCGUGACUACAUAUACCAUGACUCAGAUUCAACAAAUUGGAAAAACUUGAAGUUGAUCGAUAGUGCGUUAUUUGUCAUUUGUCUUGACGAUCUUCAGUUUGACAGCAAGGAUCCCAAGACAAGUAGUCAAUUAGUACAGUCCAUGCUAUGUGGUACAUCAAACAUUAACCUAGGUGAAGAUGAAAACUCUAAAGUGCCUCUUAAUAUUCAGCAUGGUACAUGCAUGAACCGUUGGUUUGAGAAAUUGCAACUAAUUGUUACUAGAGAUGGUAAGGCUGGUAUCAACUUUGAGCAUACCGGUGUAGAUGGACACACUGUUUUAAGAUUUGCAACUGACAUCUAUACCGAUUCUAUACUGAGCUUUGCAAGGGGUGUGACCAAAAAUGUUCCUGAUAUCUUUGCAGAAAAGGAAAUGGAAGCUAGUUUGAUGAAGAAACAAUCCAGGGCUAACUUGAUUACUAUUCCCAGAAAACUUGAAUGGAGACCAGAUUCCUUCCUGUUAUCAUCUUUGCAUUUUGCAGAAACAAGGAUCUCUGACUUGAUAUCUCAAUAUGAAUUUGUCUCAUUAGAUUUUGAAACUUAUGGUGCAGCCCACAUCAAGGCAAUGUUCAAAUGUUCUCCAGACGCUUUUACACAGCAAGUCUUCCAAAUAGCCUACUAUGCUCUUUAUGGUAAAUUUGAAGCCGUGUAUGAGCCAGCUAUGACGAAAACUUUCCAAAAUGGUAGAACAGAAGCCAUCAGAUCAGUUACCAAUCAAUCUAAGAAAUUUGUCAAGUCAAUGUUUGACAGUAAGGCAACGAACGCUCAGAGAAUUGACUACUUGCAAAAGGCUGCCAAGGAGCACUCUCGGAUUACGAAAGAGUGCUCUAUGGGUUUGGGCCAGGAUCGUCAUCUUUAUGCUCUGUACUGUGUCUGGAACGAGUGGUAUAGAGAUUCCUUGCCAAUGCCACCCUUAUUUCAGGAUCAUUCAUGGAGUGUCAUAAAUAACAAUGUCUUGAGUACUUCCAAUUGUGGUAACCCAUGUCUGAAAAACUUUGGGUUUGGGCCAGUCACCGCCAAUGGGUUUGGUAUUGGGUAUGUAAUCCGUGAAGAUUCUAUCUCUAUUGUCGUGUCUUCAAGACACAGACAAACUGAAAGAUUUGUGUCACUUUUGGAGAAAUCGUUCUUGGAAAUAGAUAGAAUAUUCAGAAGAGAACAUGAGAGACAAGAGGCAUUAGCAAAAGUACCAAGUUACACACCACAGGACGACAAGGAUAAAAAAGAAGAAAGAGAAAACUACCUCAGGGAGCUCAGAAAGAGAGCGGGUUCUAUGUCCCAGAAUACUAAAUCAGACGACUUACAAUUCUUACUUUCCGGUUACGACUACUUUGACAUCAGUGUUUCUGGUUGA